ACUGAGAGAGCGCGUCUGGCUUUUCUGAAUGGGAUGUAAAACAUGUGAGACAUUCUUGUAUUUCAAUGGAGAGGCCAAAACUGAAACAGGAGAACGAGAAGGCUGGGAAAACAGUCAGGUUUAGAGUAGCGUCUGCCAACAGUGGCCGGGUCUUGGCGGAGGUGUUCAAGGAUGAGAGAGCCUGGUGCGGCUUGGUGGAGGACUCGGUGGAGGACUCGGUGGAGUCUGACUCGAUCAGCAGCCCAGAGGCAGAGCAGCAGGGCGGCUCUCUCCCCACCAGCGAGGCCAACCGCCACCUGAACGGUUUGGUGGUGGAAGCAGCCGUGGACGAGAACGGCUGUGAACCCGAUGACCUGCUUUUGUACGCCAGUGCCAAGAGAGAGAUGCUGUUUAGCAACAAGCGGAUCAAUAUAUGCAGCAAGAAUGGGACCGUGAGAGGAGUGAGGAACAAAGUGAGCGCAGGCCAAGUGCUUUUCAACAACCUCUCCAACAUGUACUCCGGUUCCCUUCGUCACCAGAAAAGGAGACCCUGGGAAAAGUAGUGAACAGCGUGGGAUUUCACACCGUGGGCACAUCAGGGAGGAGCAGUCCUGAGGAAGAAGAUUGUCUUACAGCUUUGCCUCCACCCUGAAUCCCUUUCAGUGACUUCUGUUUCUUCACGUGACGUGGAGUCAUUCACGAUCCCAGCCUCAUAUUUACAUGUGCCUUCAGGAUAUUUUUGACCACAAAUAUUUUUGAUUUGACUUCUUGUAUUACUUUUCACAGCUGUUUAUGGGCAGCUAGGAAACUAAACUGGAUAGAGUUAAUAUAUGUACAGACAUUGAACACUACAGACGUUUAUUUUAUUGCAAUUUGGAAUUUAUUGGGGUUUAUUUCAUUACAACUUGUUGAAAGUAACAACCUGUCCACAUAUGAUUCUGUCAAACAAAUCUUAAGUUUUAAAAGUUUUCUGGUUUACUGACAGAGAAAAAAUGUUUUGUGUGAAGAAACAAAGAAGGAUUGUCCAAUUAAAUGCGAUUUUGUUCAUACAAUUUCAUUUUUAACUCCUUUUUGCAUUGAAAAUGGAAAAAGUGAUUGUUGAGGAUUAAA
This is a messenger RNA of Haplochromis burtoni (Burton's mouthbrooder), 1089 nucleotides long. RefSeq names its product glutaredoxin and cysteine rich domain containing 1 b (gene grxcr1b). The record is from RefSeq and is a predicted model, not a curated record. Bases 66 to 542 code for a protein of 158 amino acids. Gene Ontology annotation, biological process: sensory perception of sound. NCBI's taxonomy places the organism in Eukaryota, Metazoa, Chordata, Actinopteri, Cichliformes, Cichlidae. The transcript has 2 exons.